Molecule: messenger RNA, 435 nt
Organism: Eimeria acervulina
Lineage: Eukaryota; Apicomplexa; Conoidasida; Eucoccidiorida; Eimeriidae
Product: 40S ribosomal protein S12, putative
Exons: 2
Coding region: 1-435 (144 amino acids)
Biological process (GO): translation
Cellular component (GO): cytosolic small ribosomal subunit; ribosome
Molecular function (GO): structural constituent of ribosome
Source: RefSeq, a predicted model, not a curated record
AUGUCUGAUAUUGAGAGCAACGGAGCCGCUGAGGAGGUUGCAGUUGAGCCCGAAGAGGAGGGCGUCAAGGACCUGAAAACCGCCAUUAAGAGAGUUUUGAAGAAUGCGUUGAUCCAUGAUGGUUUGGCUCGGGGUCUGCACGAGGUGGCGAAGGCAUUGGAUUCGAAGAGGGCGCAGGCAUGCUUCUUAGCAGAGAGCUGCUCUGAGCCUGCAUACAAGAAGUUGGUGGAGGGUCUAUGCAAGGAGCAUAAGAUUCCCCUUAUUGAAGUUGCAGACAGCAAGGAGCUCGGCCAGUGGGCAGGCCUCUGCCGCAUAGACAACGAGGGCGCAGCACGCCGCGUAGUCGGGGCUUCAUGCGUUGCUGUUACAGAUUUCGGAGAGCAGAGCGAAGCCCUCACUUUCCUACAGGGCCACAUUCAGUCUCUCUCUCAGUAG